AUGGAAAGGAUUUGGAGAGCUGAACAAGAUAAGCGAGAGAAAGACAUGGAGAAAAAAAUGGAGGAGUUGCUGGAAAAGUCCACAAGGUCUACAAGGAAGGCGACAGGCCUAAGAUAUGACGACCUGUGCAUGCACCCGGCUCUAGACCUAUCAGAAGGGUUUAAAACCCCAAAGUUUGAAAUGUUCAACAGGACAAGGAACCCCAAGGCACACCUUCGUUCAUACUGUGACCAGUUAGUCGGAGUAAAGAAGAAUGAACCCCUGAUCAUGCGAUUGUUCAGUCCUAGCCUGACAGGUUUCGGUUCAGCAUCGAGACUGUACCAGACCGCUACUACCUUGAGAAGGUCAAGCAAAAAUCAACGAAAAAUUACAGAGAAUUCACCAGCAGAUGGAAGGGACGAGGCAGCCCGCGUACAACCACCAAUGGGUGAGGGAGAGCUCGUUUCCGUACUCAUCAGGUCACAAGAGCCAUAUUUCUAUGAUAGGAUGUUGUCAAUGGCUGGAAGGCCGUUCUCUAAAUUGGUGAAAAUAGGAGAGGCCAUACAAGACAACCUCAAAUCUGGGAAGAUCGUCAGCAUCUUCAACAAAGCGUCUGGACAUGCUACUGCAGGGAUCUUCCCCUCUGGAACAGACAGUGGCUUCCCUCACACUCCAAGAACGUCCCAAAUUCAAAGUCUUAAUCGCCAGUCCGAAAGUUCCCAAGGCCGUGUUCAGAAUCUUGAUCCCAGCACCUAUGGUGACCCAGAUAGUAUAACAGAUUUUGUCGGACCCCAAAAAGAUGGUCACCGUGCAGACCGCAAUGACCCAAGGCAUGACCCAUGCAGGGAGGUGCUAGAAGGAGAAUGCUCAGAAAAGGGCGAUAACUGA
Lycium barbarum (goji berry) is the source of this 867-nucleotide messenger RNA. RefSeq lists its product as uncharacterized. The transcript is spliced from 3 exons. Bases 1 to 867 code for a protein of 288 amino acids. The record is from RefSeq and is a predicted model, not a curated record. NCBI's taxonomy places the organism in Eukaryota, Viridiplantae, Streptophyta, Magnoliopsida, Solanales, Solanaceae.